Messenger RNA from Jaculus jaculus (lesser Egyptian jerboa), 1060 nucleotides. RefSeq names its product eukaryotic translation initiation factor 1A domain containing (gene Eif1ad). The record is from RefSeq and is a predicted model, not a curated record. The coding region runs from base 387 to 884 and encodes 165 amino acids. Gene Ontology annotation, molecular function: translation initiation factor activity; RNA binding. Gene Ontology annotation, cellular component: nucleus. The transcript is spliced from 6 exons. Lineage: Eukaryota; Metazoa; Chordata; Mammalia; Rodentia; Dipodidae. Gene Ontology annotation, biological process: translational initiation.
GAAAAGGCACCGGAAGGCUGCUGAUAGCGCCGGAAGUACAAUUCUCGACGGAUUCUUUAGCUGACUCGUGUUCUCAGGAUUCGCGUCUUUUCCCUCACAGGUUGACGGAAGCAGAACUCGGGAGACCUGAGUUGAAGCGUCCAAACCGAGGCUGUCGAGACCACAGCAAGUCCCAUUUCCUUGCUGUCUCCGGCUCAGCUCCGAAGUGAAUGUGGACGAGGUUUUCCCAGGGUCAGCCGGGAAAGAAGUCAGCGCCCGAGGGACCCCGAGUUAGUGAAAAGUCACUCAUCUUGAAAGUAGUCCUGGCUUCUAAAUCUGCCAUCCAGUUAACUCAGGAGGAAAAGCUGACAGCUUCUGACUUUUAACCACCCUGGACAAGACUCAGUAUGUCUCAGGCCACCAAGAGGAAGCAUGUAGUAAAAGAGGUCCUUGGGGAGCACAUGGUUCCCGCCGACCAUCAGCAGAUUGUGAAGGUACUCCGGACCCCAGGGAACAAUCUUCAUGAAGUGGAGACAGCACAAGGGCAGCGCUUCUUAGUGAGCAUGCCCUCCAAAUUUCGCAAGAAUAUCUGGAUCAAGAGAGGAGACUUCCUCAUUGUUGACCCUAUUGAAGAGGGAGAAAAGGUAAAAGCUGAGAUCUCCUUUGUGCUCUGCAAGGACCAUGUGCGCUCUCUGAAGAAGGAUGGUCGCUGGCCUGAGGCCUUCUCUGAAGUGGAUGAAAAACACAACAACAUAAAUAGACAGAGUCAGCCAGAACUCCCAGCUGAGCCAAAGUCAUCAGGAGAAGAGUCUAGUUCUGAAGAUGAUUCUGACCUCUUUGUUAACACCAACCGCAGACAGUAUCAUGAGAGUGAGGAGGAGAGCGAAGAAGAAGAAGCUGUCUGAGACCCCAAAACCUACUUCUCCACUUGCUCAGGGACUAACUUCCCAGCUUCUCUGGGCUCAGACAUUCCCAUGUUGCCCUGCACAUUUUUCCCCCUGGAUGGGGACAAUGCAUGGCUUCUCUCUGAACUGACCCUAUGACCUAGAAGAAUUAAACCCCUGGUGGGUAGUGGCUUGUA